AUGUCUGUAUUUCCAGUAAACCAGCUUCCAGUGUUAAAAGCUGAUGCGUUGAAGUAUAUGAUAACAUUUCGUAACCAACUGUCAGCCGAUUUAUUGACGCUGUCCAUCCCUCAUCUCAUCCAGUUACUAACUGCGCAAAGUGUGGUUGUACAUACGUACUCCGCAUAUACGAUAGAAAGAAUAUUUACGACAAAGUCACCGACUGGGGGUCCUGUCAUCAACGUUGAAAAUUUAAAACCUUAUGUUGAGUCACUGAUCACUAAUCUAUUUAAUGCGUUGAAUAUGCCUGGAUCUCAUGAAAACGAAUACAUUAUGAAAGCUAUAAUGCGCAGUUUUUCAAUGUUACAAGAAGCUAUUGUACCAUACAUACCACCUUUACUUGGUAAACUUACAGAGAAACUGAUGAUUGUCAGUAAGAAUCCCAGCAAACCACAUUUUAAUCACUACUUAUUUGAGUGUAUUAGUUUAUCUGUCAAGAUCUGUUGUAAAGCAAACCAUGCUGCUGUUAGUGAGUUUGAAAAGGCGUUAUUUCCACCGUUUCAAGAGAUUCUACAGGCUGAUGUUCAAGAAUUUAUGCCGUAUGUUUUUCAAAUCAUGUCAAUGAUGUUAGAAAUGCACAGUGAUGUACCAGAAGCGUACAUGGCAUUGUUUCCACAUCUACUUGUACCAGUAUUAUGGGAGAGGUUUGGUAACAUACCGGCGUUGGUUCGACUAUUACAGGCCUUUAUUGAGAAAGGAGCCGAUACGAUUGCUGCAGCUGACAAAGUGCCUGGUUUAUUGGGAGUGUUUCAGAAGUUAAUAGCAUCCAAGUCCAAUGAUCAUGAAGGAUUCUAUUUGAUUAGCAGUCUUAUCGAACAUAUGAAAAUAGAUAUUCUUCAGCAGUAUAUGAAACAGAUAUUUCUGGUGUUAUUCCAACGUUUACAGAGUUCAAAAACAACAAAAUUUGUCAAACAUCUAUUAGUGUUUUUUUCACUCUAUGCAUACAAAUAUGGUGGUGUAGCGUUGGUGGAAAUGAUAGAAAGCAUACAAACUAAAAUGUUUGGUAUGGUCUUAGAAAGACUGUAUUUGGCAGAUGUACGAAAGGUAUCAGGUGGAACUGAGAGGAAGAUAUGUGCAGUUGGUAUGACCAAGUUAUUAACAGAAUGUCCAGUCAUAAUCAAUGGAGAAUAUGCAAAACUGUGGCCUAAACUGUUGGAAGAACUUGUUGAUUUAUUUGAAUUGCCUGAGGAUGAGACCGUACCCGAUGAUGAACAUUUCAUAGAGAUUGAAGACACUCCAGGAUAUCAAGCUGCAUUCUCACAGUUAGUGUUCGCAGGCAAGAGAGAACACGACCCAUUCAAUGGUACCAUACCUAAUGCUAAAAUAAACUUAGCACAGAGUCUACAGAAACUGUCUGCAUCACAGCCUGGAAAGCCUAGAAUCUAUGUUGCUUUUUACUCACUACACACUACUCUAGCCUAG
Messenger RNA from Saccoglossus kowalevskii, 1461 nucleotides. Its product is annotated as exportin-2-like. Gene Ontology annotation, cellular component: nuclear envelope; cytosol. NCBI's taxonomy places the organism in Eukaryota, Metazoa, Hemichordata, Enteropneusta, Harrimaniidae. Gene Ontology annotation, molecular function: small GTPase binding; nuclear export signal receptor activity. The record is from RefSeq and is a predicted model, not a curated record. Gene Ontology annotation, biological process: protein export from nucleus; protein import into nucleus.